AUGGAAAAGCAGAAGUCAGAUGUUCGUUUACUACUGUCUGAAGAACUCGAAGCCAUUCGCUCCAAGAUUGUAAAAGGAGAGCUCGUACUCUUUAUUGGCGAGCAAGUAUCGACUUUAGUCAGUACGGAUAAGCAUGACCCCUCAUUGGAUGACUGGUGGCAAAUUCUCAAUAAUUCUGAGGUAAGAAUGUCUACUGCGUAGCCGGAAGUGAGAUUAUUAGGACAUUGGACUCAUAUCCAGAAAUUCAUUGAGGUUGGUAAUGGCUUGGACCAGGGGCUGACAUGAUCUUAAAAUUGCUUGGCCACCAAAAGGUAUCGAAAACGCGAUGACAGACAUGCAUAAUGUACAAAAUUCAGGACUAAAAACUAUGCUGGUUUUCUCACCUCGUAGGUGUAAACGGAGUAUCUCCGGAUGCACUCUCGGGGGAGGAAGGGAGUGUUGAGGAGCCAGCCAAGAUGUUAUGAAUGAAUUGCAAGAGUUAAUUAUCUCUCGUGAGGUAUAAUCGUUUUUCUCAAAAUGAAGUCACUUCCGCUGAAGAUCGCGAAGUUUCAGUGGCAUAGUACCAGUCGUCUUAAGGCGAAAACGCUACGAUGGUAAAUCACAGACGACGAUACUUAAUUACCAGUGAAUUUUCCACGAUAAAUAACCAAAACCUUUCUUAAAUUUUGAUUAAUUAUAACACGUUGCCUAGAGCAAGCUUUGAUGUUAACGAGGAGCUCAAAAGAAUUCUGCUGGUGGUUUCGCUGCCCAUAUGAAGGUAAAUUCUUCAUGUGUCUCUUAAUUUGCAGAAAGGCACGAAUGCACUUCUCGAUCUCGAAGACAAGUUUCUGAGAGAUCUUCAGCAGGCACCGUCACGUGUUCACAAUGCCUUACGGAAUGUUGGGAAGUUUCCUCUUAUCAUAACCACCAAUAUGGACGAGUUGCUAGAGCGCUUUCUCUGGAAGACUGGGAACGGUGGCGAGAAACUGCGACUGGACCAGGUUGGUAAAAAAGAAAGACGAUUCGACUCAAAUGUAUCUGUUGCAAAGUAUUUGUUUUUCCUGUGUCAAACCUUGUAGAGGUCUUAUGAUCCAAAAAGUUCUUACAAAAGUGUGAUUUUGUUUGCAGACUUAUUUUGAUUUUCCCUUAUAAAGCUUUACUUUGGGCAUUUCUCUGAAACAAAUGAUACUCUGUUCGUCUCUAUAUCCCAGACGGUAUUUGAUGAUCUCGCUUCAAACAACUUUGCUGCUGGUUUACAAAUCUGGUUAAGAAUGUAUGAAAGGUUUCGCGUUUGAGAAUUAUUUGCAGCCAGGCUUAUAUCCUAACAUUUAAGAUGGAUUCUUUUUGCCAUAGCUUUCUAGAUAGUUGCCCACUUCCCGUUAAAUAUCAACCUAGACGAAAAAAGGCCCUGUAUGAUAGAAUGAACGUGCAAAGUGAGAAGGGGAGGAACUAAUAGGCUUUCGUGCCACUUGGUGCCAUUCGACGGGUUAUUCAACUACUUUACUUACUGUCUUCCAGAUUUCCUGUCUCUCCCAGUCCUGGCCAGAUCUGCGUAGAGAUUUGAUCAUCAAGUGUUUUGGGGAUUGUGGUUUUAACGUGCGGGCGUUGGUAAGU
This is a messenger RNA of Pocillopora meandrina, 1593 nucleotides long. The record is from the annotation of a GenBank genome assembly. NCBI's taxonomy places the organism in Eukaryota, Metazoa, Cnidaria, Anthozoa, Scleractinia, Pocilloporidae.